This is a messenger RNA of Fusarium sp. VM40, 6090 nucleotides long. NCBI's taxonomy places the organism in Eukaryota, Fungi, Ascomycota, Sordariomycetes, Hypocreales, Nectriaceae. The record is from the annotation of a GenBank genome assembly.
AUGCCCUGGCAGCCUCUCCCCCGCAUCGCGUUCGCCGUCGCGACCUACCCAUUUCCAGCCUCAAGCCCGGCCGACCUGCCUCUCGAAAUUGGCGAUGAGCUCUACAUUAUCGAAGAGACGCCAGACGGCAACUGGUUGCGCGGCUACCUGGUAGCGCCUCCCAGUCUGCUGGCUGGUCUGACUUCAGUGAAAGGCCAAACUCUCGAAGCGCGCGUGUUCAGUGGAAUCUUCCCCCGAAGCUGUGUUGAAGUUCGCGAGAUGCUAGGGGAGCCAGAGGAGGAUGACGAGAACGACGAUGCAGCAAGCGAUGGUCUCGCUAUGGAUGGCGACAUGCCACGCGCAAGUGAUUCUGCUAAGAGUGGCGUGACAAAUAAUUCUGCGCGCAAAAGUAGAAAAGAUGGACACAGGUCAACGAUUUCGAGCAAAGGCAGAAUCCCUUUCAGAGAGCUUCCAAAUGGUACCUUGGGGAGUAUCCCUGUGCCCAUAGACAGAGACCCUGAUGCUCCUCGCCCUGCUGCGCCCGUACCGAUGCUGAAGAUUGGAGAUGAGACACCGACUUCCCUCUCAGAGCCAUUGAUCGACGAAAUCGCCUCAUGUCUUAGAGAAUGGCACUCUACCAACCUACACGAACUCCUCCUCUCCCGACAAUAUGGCCGACUAGACCAGCUCUCCCAGUUGAUUACGAGUCUAAACUUACACCGUCAACAAUUUCUGUACAACGUUCUCACUGCGCACGAAUAUGACCGCCUACGCGAGAAGACCGUCUGGGACUUGGUGAGGGUGAACAAGCUUUGUGGAGGAGAGGUCAUUGUGCGGGAUCCCGAAGCGCGAGGAAGGGUCUUGACAGCCGACGACUGCAUUGUUAAGGUCACUAAAUUGCAGUCCGUAAUGAGCUUGUUGGACGAGCCUCCACAGUCUAAUGCCGAAUUGACAGCUCUUCACCACCUCAUGAUCGACAUCAAGGGUUUUGCUGGUGCUUCGAUUGAGGAGACCUCGCUCGUGUUCUACCUUGUCAGCAAACCUCAAUAUGGCCAGCCUUUUACUCUCUCAGAAGGAUUUACCGUCAAGAUCCCUGCUGGUGGCACACUCGUCAACCUGGCCAAGCAUGCCCAAACAAAGACACUCUUCACUGACUUAUCAUCGCAAGACGUGGGCGACGUACCUUCAGCAGCAACCGAACUCUUCCUCGUUGUCAAGGUGUUGGCAUCUCAACAAAUUAUUGCCUCGCAGCCUUUGUCUCGUUCCGGAACCGCACCAUCAGCCUCAUAUUCUAGAGACCAAAUGAAACCGACAUCUGCAGGCGGAAUGAAGAAUACUCGAAGAAGUCUUAUGUGGGGUGGGAAGAGCUCAAGAACCGGAAUCUCAAGAGGUUCGCCUGCGGGACGGAUGGAUGCUGUUGCCGAACAGAGUGACGGACGACUAUCAAUGAACGGUGCUGAGAGCCGGGAAGGCACUGCACCACCAAGCACGGCAGGCUCAAAAACUGGCAGCCCGAUCGAUAGUGUACAGACCGCAGAUCGCACGAUUGGGCUUGGUGUUUUACGACUGAACCCGAUCAUGAAGCAGGACGACGAAGUCGAGCAUCUUGUAAACAUUUGGUCGGCGUCAUCAAGACACGCAGGCGAGAAGGAAGCCGGAGAUGAUUGGGACCCAUUGGUCAAGGAAUUGCUUGACAGCCCUUCCGGCCAUUACGAAAAGUCCCGAAGGGGAGAACGAUUGCAGCUCCAGCUCAAGAGUUUCGAUCAUUUGGAUGCCGAUAUCCUCAUCAAGUCUACUCCAACGAUGCUCUCGGGUGUGAGUAAGACAAGCAAGAUGGGCUUUUCCGGUGCCCCUACAAGACCUCGCUCGGACAUAUACUUCACCUUGACCGAUGCUACACUGGGGAAGCAGAACCUUCUGUCACGAUUUGGCGGUAGUGCAACAGCCAUGCCAUCUAGUGUCCAUGGAAACAACCUACAGAUUACCCUCGAGGUUCGAAAGGCAACGGGCGAACGAAUCGAGAACUGCAUCUUUGCAUCUUCCAACACAGAAGCGUUGAGUACGUUCAAGUCGAUAGCUACGGAGCGAGGAGAGCCUUGGGAUCAGACAUUGCGCUUCUCCUUGGCCCCUAACGAUGUUUCACAAGCUCACGUUGUCAUGUUUGUUUCUGAUAUGCCCAACCCGCCUUUUGCUGUAGGCCACAUCCCGCUGUGGGAUCAAGGAGCUUUCAUACGGGAUGGUUUACACGGCCUACUGCUCUAUAAGAUAGACGAACACACCUCUACUGCCCAGCCUGGACCGAGCGGGAAGGGCGGAUACCUAUCACUCUCUUGGAGCCCUCAAGACAAAGAUGAUCGCUCAGUUGAAACAACCGGCCCUCUUGCUAUCCUUCGUACCAACACUUAUCUCUGCAGCACUCGGUUCUCCCAAGAUAGAGUGAUCUUGGGAAUCUUGAAGUGGCGUGAUCUCCAGCGAGAAGAGGUCAUCGACAUACUCAAACAACUCAUCUUUGUGCCUGAGAUCGAGGUGGUUAAACUGCUGAAUGAUGUACUGGACGGCCUUUUUGGAGCCCUUGUGGAGUAUUCUGGGAGUUCCGAAUUUGAGGAUCUUGUCUUCACUGCCCUAGUUCGAGUGCUAGGCAUCGUCCAUGACCGAAGAUUUAACCUAGGCCCCUUGGUGGAUCAAUACGCCGAGAACCAGUUCAACUAUCCUUUUGCGACGCCAUGCUUGAUGCGAUCAUUUACACGACUUCUUCAGAACCCAACGGAGCCCGAGACUGCUCGGAAGCUCCGUGCUACCUUUAAAGUUGUCAGGCACAUCCUUAAAUUUAUCACACAUGCGAGAAACCAGCAAAGGGAGAAGGAAGCUGGCAUUGGCAUCACCUCCAACGCCACGGGCUUUACACGCGAACUUCGUGCCAUCUUUAAGGCACUUGACGCGAUGAUGCGCAACUCUGCCCCUGCCCUUGUGGGAACUCAGACACUCGCUGUGCAGCAUUUCCAUACGUGGCUACCAGAACUUGCUGGUAUGCUGAACACUGAGGAAAUACUUCACAUUGCCAUUGACUUUAUGGACUCGUGCACUGAUGUUAAGGGCAAGCUCGUUCUGUAUAAGCUUGUGCUGAUUAUCAAUUACGGCAAGCUGGACCUGUUUGCUCAUCCAGAUCAAAAGCUGGCAUUGAGUACCAACACAGUUCGAUGGAUCACUCCUCAUUGGGGCCACACCGAACAAUUAACAGAUCAGUGGAGGGAUCAGAUCCGUCUAUGCUGCUCUGUGCUAGCCAGCCAAAUCGACUACCUCGGCUCUGAGAUCCCCGAUCACAUUCCUAAAAUAAUCGACUCAUACCUAGCGAUCCUCUCAGCCCCUCAUAAGCCAAAGGAUCGCCUUUCUCUUCUUUUCCCAUCCUCAUACCCUUUCCCUACUAAACCUGUUAAUGAUGACCUUCAAUUCGAUGAAGCCCUGGUCGAGCUUUCUGCUAUUCUAUCUGCAAUUUCUAAUUCACCUUCCGGUAUGCAACUUGAGCUUGCCGAGGACGACCUGACUACUCUACUAGAAAAUCUUCUUAGAGUACACAUGAGCAUUCUGAAGGGAGAAGCAUAUCCCUUAGGAUGGUUGAGUGUACAUAUUCAUCACCACAAAUCGACCAUGCGGACGCUUGAGUAUCUUGCUAGUACUAUGCUGGACGCAUUUCUCCCUGAUCCGGAAGAAGCAGAGAGCUUCAAUACCGAGCUGUGGAAACUCUUUUUUACUACACUCCUCAAACUUGUGGGCAGCACGUCUCUUGCGCUUGAAACCUUUCCAGAGCAGAAGCGAAGAGCUGUGUGGAAGAUCGCGGGUGAUGUUCGAGAACAGGGUGCUGAACUCCUUCGUCGCACUUGGGAGGCAAUCGGAUGGGAGACGACGCCCGAUGAGCGGAGCCGAUACAGCCUUUCUAAGAUGGGAGGAUAUCAAGUGCAAUAUGUUCCAGCGCUCGUUGGCCCUAUUGUUGAGUUAUGUCUCAGCGUGCAUGAAGGCCUUCGAAGAAUGGCGGUCGAGGUGCUGCAGACCAUGAUCGUCAGUGAAUGGACUCUGAGCGAAGACCUUUCGAUCAUCCAGACUGAGACGAUCGACCGUUUGGAUGUGUUCUUCAAGGAGAAACCCUUGACCGAAAGCAUUCUCCAGAAACUGUUUAUCUCUGAGAUCCUUGACCGUUUCGGACCGUUAGCAGACGAACCCGAUGAAACCUUGUACACUGCGCUACGCGAGUUUGUUGGCACUAUUGACGAAUUCCUUGACCUUCUAGUUGCGGUUCACAGUAGCGAUGAUACUGAUGAAGCAACACACCUAAUCAACCGCCUUCGACUCAUGGAGUUCCUUCGCGACAUGCAGAAGGAGGAGAUCUUUGUUCGAUAUGUGCACCAGCUCGCAGAAUUGCAAGCUGAAUCGCGAAACAACACCGAAGCCGGUUUGGCUCUUCGACUUCAUGCUGAUUUGUAUGAAUGGGACCCGACUACCCAAACUCCCGCACUUCCAGACCCGGAUUUCCCGGCGCAGACGCAAUUCGAGCGAAAGGAGAGGCUCUACUUCGACAUGAUCAAGUAUUUCGAAGAAGGAGAGUCGUGGAGCCAUGCUCUGGCGGCGUACAAGGAGCUACAAGCACAGUACGAGAACAACAUCUUUGAUUUCUCUAAGCUCGCCAGGACCGAGCGGGCGAUCGCAACGAUUUACGAGACAAUCGCCAAGAGCGACAAGCUUAUUCCGAAGUACUUCAAGGUUGUCUACAAAGGCCUUGGAUUCAACGCCAACAUCAGAGACAAGGAAUACAUAUAUGAAGGAUCUUUUAGUGAACGCGCUUCAGCGUUCGCAGACCGUAUGCAAGAACAAUACCCGGCCGCUCAGAUCGUCACCGGAGGGGACGUGGACGACGUGGAAGGACAGUUCUUGGUGAUCUCAGCUGUCACACCUCAUCGUGAUCUCAACCAUCAAGUCUUCCAGCGCGCACGCGUCCCGCAGGUGAUCAGAGACUUCCUGCUAUCUUCACACCCCCAGACGUUUUCUAUCUCGACAAGACGUAAUACGACUGGCCCUGUGAAGGAGCACUCUGCCGAGAAGUUGGUAUUCACGACUGCCGAUGCCUUCCCUACUAUUCUUCGUCGCAGCGAAGUUGUCGACGCCCAGGAGAUUAACCUUGGUGCUCACGAGACAGCCCUGGAGCGUAUUGUCCGCAAGACUCAAGAGAUGACUGCCCUCGAGCAUCGAGUAAAUGAUGGGAACGGAGACCAUGCACAGCUUCUUCUUGACGCAGCGAGCGUCUCCGUAAACCCCUUUUCCGAGAACAGUGUCGCCUGUUACCGCCAACUACUACCACAGCCCAAGGAGGUCGACGAGGAUGCCGAAGAAGAUGAGGAUCAAGAAGCGCCCGAAGUGCAGCUAACGCCUCAAGACAGCGCAAUUAAGAUGGCGCUUGUCGAUCAUGCAAUCAUGGUCAAGAGGUGUCUCGCCAUGUUCGCCCGAAGUCCCAAUGAGCUUCUCAGCAGCAAACACGAUGAGCUUCAUAGAUGCUUCGAGAGCACAUUUGCGACAGAGCUAGCGUACUUGACACCACCUCAGCCACAGCGCGAGCAUGUCGCAACUCCUUCUCCAACGUGGAGGCGUUCAUCUCGUUCCUCAGAAGCUAGCCCAAAGGCUAAGAACAUUGGGCUACUCAACGGCGUUACAACGGAAGAGGCUUCAGUGAUCAGACCAGUUUCGAAACGGGGCACACGACUCAGCUUCCUUGGCGGCAGCAAGAAAAAGGAGCCCGAGCUACCAACUGAGCCCGAGGAGACUGCCGGGGAUAUUGAAACCGCCAGCAGCCUCAGCCGUUCUCUCAGCCGCAGCCAAAGCAAAGAGCACAACCGCCGACAUAGCUUCUUCCGCACUCAAUCCCAAGACGAGAAGCCCCCUGAAUCACCUGGAGGCUUCAGCAGUCGAGGAAGUCUCGAACAACAGUUCGGCGGCGGUAACGACAAGGCUGUAGAGAACAAGCUCGCCAGCAAGAAGGGCAGCGUCCGCAAGAGAUUCAGCAUGCUCAAGCUUGGCCGCAAGAACAACAAGGGUAACGACACGAUGGGAAGUCUGGAUGAGGAGUAG